Molecule: messenger RNA, 567 nt
Organism: Brassicogethes aeneus
Lineage: Eukaryota; Metazoa; Arthropoda; Insecta; Coleoptera; Nitidulidae
Source: the annotation of a GenBank genome assembly
AUGAAUAUUAAUCAAUUACCUAAAACGUUAAUAAACAAUAUCUGUGAGUCUAAUAGUGAUUUAAGGGGGAAACUAUUGAAAUUGGCUCUAGCAAUUGAACAAUUUCCAAACCAAAACCGUACAAAAAACUUAACUAAAAUAUGCAAUGAAUCUGAUGUAUCCAAAGAAAAUAUAUUAAAUGUUCUAGGAGUAUAUUUAUUAAUCGUAAGAUUAUUUUUGAGUACAAAUGAUAAAGAAUUCAAUUCAAGAUUGCUUGAAAUUGGUUUUACAGACAAUUUUAUAGAAACUUUGCCUUUAAUAAGCAAUCGAGAAGAUGUUAUGAAAAAUUUACAACUAUCUACAUAUUCUGAUUAUACAAAUUUCACAUAUUUAAAAUGGAGAAUAGAUAUAAGUUUAAUAAAUAGUACCUUGGUCAAGAAAAUUCCUGCCAGUGUGAUAUUAUGCUUUAACAUGAAAAAUAAAGGAAAAAUAAGUAUAGAAAUUGAUGCCAACAUGUACAAAACACUGAGGUUUAAUGUAGCCCUAAUGUUAAAAGAAUUUACUACAAUAAAAAAAACUUACAAAUAA